Staurois parvus is the source of this 1509-nucleotide messenger RNA. The record is from the annotation of a GenBank genome assembly. Lineage: Eukaryota; Metazoa; Chordata; Amphibia; Anura; Ranidae.
AUGGACUUCACGGCACCGACAGAGAUGGUGGACAUGAGGCUGGGAGAGAAACUCAACGGGACGCUGGGCGCCGAGAGCGCGGACGCCAGUUACACCGGAGCGGAGAAUCAGGAGUUGGAAGAAUUUCUGCCUCAUGUCUCUGGGAAGGAGAAGCCACGGUUCACGGAUUUCGAGGGGAAGACCUCCUUCGGCAUGUCCGUGUUCAAUCUCAGCAACGCCAUCAUGGGGAGCGGCAUCCUAGGCCUGGCCUACGCCAUGGCGAACACCGGAAUCCUCCUCUUCCUGUUCCUCCUCACGGCCGUCGCCCUUCUGUCCACCUACUCCAUCCACCUGCUGCUGAAGUCCUCCGGGAUAGUCGGGAUUCGCGCCUACGAGCAGCUGGGGCUCAAAGCCUUCGGGACUCCCGGCAAGAUGGCCGCCGCCAUCGCCAUUACGCUGCAGAACAUCGGAGCCAUGUCCAGCUACCUGUACAUUGUGAAGUCGGAGUUGCCGCUCGUCAUUCAGACGUUCCUCAAACUCUCCGAAAAAACUUCGGACUGGUACCUAAAUGGGAAUUACUUGGUGAUCAUGGUGUCCAUCUGCAUCAUCCUGCCGCUGGCGUUGAUGAAGCAGCUGGGGUAUUUGGGCUACGCCAGCGGGUUCUCCCUGAGCUGUAUGGUGUUCUUUCUGUGCUCGGUGAUUUAUAAAAAGUUUCAGAUCCCGUGCCCUCUGCCGCUGGGCAGCCUCAACCAGACUAUGGCCGAAAACUUCAGCCUGCCCUAUGGGCACGCGUAUCAGAACGGGCACGCCACCGUGGAGUCCGACGCGGGGCAGUGCGCCCCCCCAAACUGUUCGCCCUGAACUCCCAGACGGCCUACACUAUUCCCAUCAUGGCAUUUGCCUUUGUCUGUCACCCGGAGGUCCUUCCUAUAUACACUGAGCUGAAGGACGCCUCGAAGAAGAAGAUGCAAAGCGUGUCUAAUAUCUCCAUUGCCGUCAUGUACUGUAUGUAUUUCCUGGCCGCCCUCUUCGGAUACCUCACCUUCUAUGGCCAAGUGGAGUCGGAGCUCCUGCACACGUACAGCGCGGUGGACACCUUCGAUAUCCUGAUCCUGUGUGUGCGAGUCGCUGUGCUCACCGCCGUCACCCUCACUGUCCCCAUCGUCCUAUUCCCGGUGCGGCGCGCCAUCCAGCAUAUGCUGUUCCAGAACAAGGAGUUCAGCUGGAUCCGCCAUGUCAUCAUCGCCAUGGUGCUGCUGACGUUAAUCAACCUCUUGGUUAUUUUUGCCCCGAACAUCCUGGGAAUAUUCGGCAUUAUUGGUGCCACGUCCGCUCCGUGUCUGAUCUUCAUCUUUCCCGCCAUCUUCUAUAUCCGGAUCAUGCCCAAAGACAGGGAGCCCAUGAAGUCCCCCCCCGAAGAUACUGGCCGCUUGCUUUGCCGGGUUGGGCGUUCUCUUCAUGAUCAUGAGUCUUAGUUUCAUCAUCAUUGAUUGGGCAACCGGGAGCAGCAAAAGUAGCGGCAGCCACUAA